CUGGGUUCGGGAUGUCACAGAUCGCUUGGUUUUUAUAAUAAUUCGUUUAGUCGGUGCGAAGUUGAAUUAAAUCAUAACGCCUCUAUUGUUUCGUUUCCUAGAGGAAAUUCGAGUAUUUAACCUCCAAUACUCUUUGUGUUCUAAAAAUACCAGAAUAUUACACUGCCAAUUAAAACUGAGUGCGAACAAAUAAGUGCUGAUAAUUUGCACAUUGCUGAGAAUUUGCCUGCCCCUAUUGUUCGGAAUCUUAUCGGAAUCUGAUCCCAGUCAAAUGUUCUAUUUACACAGCCAUUGAGAAUUUAGACCAGCAAAAAUAGUGUAUGUAAGCCCAUUAUAAUCCUUCAAUUAGCAUUAGGCCUAAUUACAGGGAAUCCCAGGGUAAAUAGAGAUUUCAAUGAACGGCACGCAACUGCCGAGAAAGUCUAAACAUCUAAGCUACAUAAUUUACACAGAGUUUUCUUGCUAAGCUCAAGUGUCGGGUUCCAAUUUGUUUUACAACUGCCACCCCUGCAAGGCAUACAGAUAAAGAUCUGAAUUAGCCACUGGAUUUGGGGCCUGGGUCUCAGUUCAUUAAGUCCGGAGCUCUUGGUGCGAGCGGUUGAUCUGCAGUGAUCUCUCUCGGGGUGUCGUGUUUAUAUUACUGCUCUGAUUCCGUACCGCUGAUUAACGUCAGUUGCAAUCAGCUCGAAUCAGUAGUAAUUCAAUCAGAGAAAUGGUGGGAAAAAUUAUACAGCUUGCGCUGGUGGUUCUCCUCGUCUCCUGGACGGAAGCUCAGACCGAAUCCUACGAGGAUCCGAACAAUCUCAAGGUUUGGCUGACCAUCAGUGCCCGCAAGAGAUUCCUGGAGGUUUCCUGGAGCAAUGCUCCGGCUAAGGAGGGUGACCAAGUCCUCGUAACAAAACAAGAUGCCCUCAGCUUCGAGACAAAGCUCCUCCCCAAACGGACUCCGCUGGCGGCCUUCCACAGCGAGGAGGGAAGUGGUUCCGGCGAAGGAUCCCAAAGCUACGUGCCGAUCAGUGGGUUCACAGUCCGACCGGAAACUAAAUCGGACUCAAACGAGGUGGAGCAAAAGUACUGGGUGGCCAAUGGAGGAGCCACGGAGGUCGUGGCGGCCAUUCAACCAAGUCAGGGUCUCUCCACCCAGUGGUUCACCACCGGACUGCCCUUUGACUACGCCUUGUCCAGGAACGUGACAGUUCAGACCUCCUGCUAUGGCUUUUGGGCCAGCUACAUCGACGCACAGGGGAACAUCCUGGCCAAAACUUGCCUCAAAGUAUUUCCUCGGUGGAUGAAUAAUCUGAAGUCCAAAAUAGGGGAGAUGCGCCUGCGAGAUCUCUUCAUUCCCGGUUCCCACGACUCCGGUUCAUAUCGGCCCAACUUCGAUCCGCUACUCAGGGAAAGUCUAGUGACCAAAUACGCUCUUACCCAGGACGACGACAUAAGGGGGCAGCUGAUGCAUGGAGUGCGCUACCUGGAUAUUCGGGUGGGCUACUACCGGAACUCCCCGGAGCCCUUCUUCAUCUACCAUGGGAUCACCAAGCAGCGGCCCCUUCAGGAAGUCAUCAACCAGGUCCGGGACUUUGUCUACGAAACCAAUGAGAUUGUUAUCUUCGGACUUAAGGAGUUUCCAGUGGGCUUUGGAAAAGGACUCGGCGUGCAUCGCCUGUUGAUCAGCUACUUGCGCGAGCAGUUCCAGGACCUCAUAGCUCAUCCUUCGCUGUCCUGGCGCGCAUCCUUGCGGGACAUUUGGGCCCGUAAGCAGAACGUGUUCCUGGCUUACGACCACGAGGUAAUGGUGGAUGAGUUCCCAGAGGUCUUGUUCGGAUCCGUGGAACAGCGUUGGGGAAACAAGCAGACGUGGGCCCAACUUGAGACAUAUUUGCGAAACGUUAAUGACUUCGACGUGUCACGGUUCUCUAGUCGCCCGGUGUCCGAUAUGGCGGAGUUGACCCCGGAGACCUGGGACGUCAUUUUGGACAAGCAUGGUGGACUACGCAAGAUGGCCGAUAACGUGAAUUGGCGGAUCUCUCAGCUAUAUCGGAAUGAAUUGGGAACGAACGCCAACAUCGUGUCAGCGGAUUUUAUACGGGGCACCACUCUCGUGGAAACGGCUAUAGAAUAUAAUACUCGUAAGAUUUAUAUGUAGAUUUAAACCACCCUAUUCGGGACCAUAGGUCCAUCACAAUUUAUACUAAAACUUCCGAGUUUGCAAUAAUAUAUUUAUUUGCCAAGCGGUAAGUAAAACAUCAA
Molecule: messenger RNA, 2250 nt
Organism: Drosophila rhopaloa
Lineage: Eukaryota; Metazoa; Arthropoda; Insecta; Diptera; Drosophilidae
Gene: PLCXD
Product: PI-PLC X domain-containing protein 1
Exons: 3
Coding region: 713-2146 (477 amino acids)
Biological process (GO): lipid metabolic process
Molecular function (GO): phosphoric diester hydrolase activity
Source: RefSeq, a predicted model, not a curated record